AUGAGUAAAUAAUAAUAAAAUUCAUAUGCCAAAAACAUAAUACCCAAAAUAAAUAUUUUAAAUUUAAAAUUUGAUAAAAAAUAAAAUCAAUAAAACCAAAUUUUGAUAAUAAUUGCUUAAAUUUUAAAGAGAGCAGCUUUAAUAGAAUAACCUAAUUCUGAAGCUCCGUGUAUUCUAAUUUAACUAUAGCUUUUCAUGAAUACCAAGUAUUGA
Molecule: messenger RNA, 213 nt
Organism: Tetrahymena thermophila SB210
Lineage: Eukaryota; Ciliophora; Oligohymenophorea; Hymenostomatida; Tetrahymenidae
Exons: 1
Source: RefSeq, a predicted model, not a curated record